Messenger RNA from Cinclus cinclus, 3273 nucleotides. RefSeq names its product coiled-coil domain containing 73 (gene CCDC73). Lineage: Eukaryota; Metazoa; Chordata; Aves; Passeriformes; Cinclidae. The transcript has 18 exons. Bases 4 to 3273 code for a protein of 1089 amino acids. The record is from RefSeq and is a predicted model, not a curated record.
AGAAUGGAUGAAGACUUUAAAGCACGGGCAUUUGACUCUACUCUUCCAAGUCCAUCAGAGACUUUACUUUCCAUUCGACUGUUAGACUUUAAAACAAAUUUAUUGGAGGCCAUAGAAGAACUGCGGAUUAGAAGGGAAACAGAAAAUAAUUAUGAAGACCAAAUAAAUAAAAUCGUUAUAGAGAAACAGGAACUUGAAUGGCAGAAGGAAACUCUGCAGCAUCAGGCUGACACACUGCAACAACAAAACAAAGAAGCUAUGGCAGCUUUUAAAAAACAGUUACAGGCAAGGAUGUUUGCCAUGGAAGAAGAAAAGGGAAAAUACCAACUUGCUGUAGAAACAAAAGAAAAAGAAAUUGAUGGACUGAAAGAAACAUUAAAAGCAUUACAGAUCUCAAAAUACACUUUACAAAAGAAACUGAACGAAAUGGAUCAAAAAUUGCAGAUGCACUUAACAGCAAAAGAGGAGCAUCAUAAGAAACUGAAUGAAGUUGAGAGGUGUUAUGCUACUAUUGCAUCUCGGUUUGGAAUAGUAAAAGGUGUUCAUGGCAAACUAGAGCACAGUGUACAGGAAGCCAUACAGCACAAUAAGAAACUAGCAUCAGUGAAUAAAAGACAAGAGUCUGAAAUAAGUAAUCUGAAGGAAGAGCUGAAGAAAGUAACUACAGACUUGAUAAGGUCCAAGGUCACCUCUCAGUACAGGGUGGGAGAAGAAAACAUCAAUCUUGCAGUGAAGGAAAAACAGUUUCAAGAACUGCAACAGAAAAUCAGAAUGGAGACAGCAGUCAGUAAAAAAGUUCAAGAAGAAAACAUUCACGUAAAAGAAGAAAAGCUGGAAAUUCUCAGCUCUCUACAGUGUACACAGGAGCUGCUUCAGCGAAUAACCCAAACGAAUGCUAGAAUGGAAAGUGAACUAAAUGCACUGAAACAAGACUAUCAGGCCCUUGAAAGAGAUAAUGAGCUGCAAAGGGAGAAGGCAAAGGAAAAUGAAGAAAAGUUCCUUAAUCUUCAGAAUGAGCAUGAGAAGGCACUAAGAACUUGGAAAAAUGAUGAGGAAAACAUGAAAAGAGAAAUACACAGUAUUAAAAAUGAGCUGAAUUCCCUUAAAGGACUUCAUACACAUCUUGAAGAUUAUCAUCCUCCCCAGGGAAAUCAGCAUUCCAAGCAAGUGGAAAAUCUGCAGAUGCAGUCAGCAGCUCAGGCCAUACCAACAAAUGUGAGUGGUCAAGAACACUCAAAAAACAGUGAAAUGCAGGCUGUUCAGAAAGAAAAUGAGUUUAUGCAGUCCGUAAUAAGUAAAUAUGGUAAUUGUGGAAAUGAAGAAGAAACUGAAGUAAAAACCACAAGGGACAAGUCUUCAAUCAUUGAGGAAUUAAAGAUAGAACAAAAUUCACAAGUUCUUGAAAACAGUUUUAAGGAUGAAAUUAAUGUUGCUAGCCCUUGUGAAUUAAAGCAAAGGGAGGCUUCUCACAGGAACACCCUCUGCACAGAUACUGAUUUAAUUGCCCAAGGACACACCUCAGAAAUGCAUGUCACUGGAUGCAGAGAGGCAGAAGAUGCAGGAACAACACACAGAACAUUACCAGAUGAAAACAAUGCAAAUUUAGAUCAAACACCACGGGACAGCACGGAGCCUUUGGCAGCACACCGCACACAGACAAGGAAGGACUUUUUAGGCAGUGCUGAGAGGAAAAAUGUAGGUACUGACAGGAAAAAUGGAAGUCAGGAGACCAACACUAGCAAGGAAGAACUGUGCAACACUGCAGAUGAAUCAACUUGUGCCAAGGCAGAUGCAAACUCAAACACCAGACAGCACAACAAAAGUGUCCUCACACCUGAAGCAUCCCAACCUGAGUGUGAAGCUGUUCUUUGCACUGAGAAGAGUGCUCUGCAUGAGAGAAGUACAGGAAACCACCAAGUUAAGGAGUUACAUUUUGGCAUCCUACCUUAUACUAAAGAGAAUUCUCAAGCAGAAUACCAAAAAUGUAGCUUGCUGAAUAGAGACAAUUCUGUAGGCAGUGGAUUACAUAAAACAGAAAAAACCUUAAAUCUGAGUGGUUUACAUAGAGAUAAACUUCCUCUGGAACAGACACACGUAGAUGCUGAAGGCAGAAAUGAUGACAAUGCCAGAAACAUGAACAACACUGGUGUUCAGGCUACUGAUGCUCAACAUCUACCAGGUGUUUGUUGUGAUAAUGCAAGUGGUGAUGCUGCUGCUGCAAAAGAAUGCCGAGAAAAGAAGUCUCUCUUAGGUACUUUUAAUUUAUGCCCCCCCAAAACUGAGAGAGGAAUAAAUGCAGAUGACAUGCACAGCAAGCAACCUGAACAAGGCAGUGCUAAACAAACAGGGAAUGCUACAAAUACAUGGACUUCAAAUGCUGAAGCCAAAUCUCCAGUAAAGGCUGAUGGUCUCAAUAUUGCUCAAAACCCACCCCCAACAGAUAAGGCAUGUAGAGAUAAGCUAAUUCUAUGUAAAAAUGUUGACAGUGGUACUCAGAUACACCCCAUCAAAAGUGGACAUUCCCUGGAGAUUGAUCCUUCAACAAAUAACACAUUGUUAAAAGAGAAAAAAGACUCACUCAGUAGUACAGUUCCAGAAACGAAGUUUGCUGAGGGCCACCAGAAAGAAUCAUCCUCUUUACCCAUGAGAACAUCUGGAAAUUUAGUAAACACAGGUUUAAGGUCAUCCUUUGAUCUUUCAACCUCAGAUAUAAAAGCUGAGAAAACUCCACUAUACUUGAAUUUUUUUGCUCUCAGUUCUUGUUCAAAAGUAAAUCAAAUGAGAGGUCAAGCUACAUGGACUUCAGCUUCCAAGGAUCCUUCCCUUUUGAAAGACAAACCACCAUACUUAGUGGAAAGCACAAACAUUAUUUCAAACACACAGAGUCAAAAUCUCAGUGAAAAUGUGGUCAGUGGAGAAUCAGGACAAGGUUCUAGCAGUUCGAACAGAGCUGCCAACACUUUGAAUACCUCUAAUAUCCACCAAGAGCCCCAGGGAGAGCCUAGUGAAGAAUGGAAUGCUAAAGCAAAGGCUUUUUAUGAUUCUUCUUUUCCCACAGAACAUGUGAAAGAAGGAUUUGCUGCUUUCCAGAACAAACAGAAGUCUUCUCACAUGACUGUCACUCCAGCAAGAAGUGAAAAAGCACUCCAAGAUCAGGACAGCUGCUCUCUUCGAAACUCCAUUACACAAAACAAAACAGGAGGAAUUGAGAAAUUACUAAAUUUGGAGAGAUUUGAUUCAGGAAGAAAGAGAAAAUAUGAAGAAGGCCAGUGA